GUAGGUGUUGCCUGAAUUCCGAUCUCUUCCGUGAGGCAAUUGAAUGCAUCACAAGCCCCCUGGUGGUCAGUUACGUAAAACGUUUUUAUAACAAAACCAUGGCUGCUCCGUUUGCGAGGAUCUUCUCUAAGUCGCUCAGACAGAUCCCUCGACCAUGGGGAUCAUCAUGUCAGUCUGGAUUGAGGAGCAGGUCCACCAAAUCUCUCCCUGUUAUGGGUUCAGAUCACACAAGUGGCGUGGUUUCUUUCCCUCCCCUUCAGACAUAUUCAGAGGAGGAGAGCAUGAUGAAGGAUGCAGUGAAGAAGUACGCACAAGAGCGCAUUGCACCCUUUGUGUCAAAGAUGGAUGAAAAGUCUGCCAUGGACGAAGAAGUGAUCAAAUCUCUUUUUGAGCAGGGUUUAAUGGGAAUUGAGAUUGACCCAGAAUAUGGAGGGACUGGCUCCUCGUUCUUUGCCUCAAUUCUGGUCAUUGAAGAGCUGGCUAAAGUGGAUCCGUCUGUUUCUGUUCUGUGUGACAUCCAAAACACACUAAUCAACGUUCUGUUCACGAAACUUGGUACUCCAGCCCAAAAGGAGAAGUACCUGAGCCAUCUGUCUACUGACAUGAUCGGGAGCUUCUGCCUGUCUGAAGCAGAGUCGGGGAGUGAUGCUUUUGCCCUGAAGACACGUGCUGAAAAACACAAGGACUUUUAUGUGAUCAAUGGAUCAAAGAUGUGGAUCAGUAAUGCAGAGCAUGCAGGCGUUUUCUUGGUGAUGGCUAAUGUAAAUCCCUCUGCUGGAUAUCGGGGAAUCACUUGUUUUAUUGUGGACCGGGAAACUGAGGGGCUUGAGAUUGGCAAGAAGGAAAACAAACUUGGUCUGCGUGCGUCCUCAACCUGCCCAGUUAAUUUUGAUAAUGUCAAGGUCCCUGAAAGUAAUAUCUUAGGUGAGAUCGGCCAUGGAUACAAAUAUGCCAUAGGAAUGUUAAACGAGGGCAGAAUUGGAAUUGCAGCUCAGAUGGUUGGUCUCGCACAAGGUUGCUUUGACCACACAGUUCCUUACACCAGACAGAGAGUGCAAUUUGGAAAACGCAUCUUUGACUUCCAGGGCAUGCAGCACCAAAUAGCCCAUGUGGCCACACAGAUUGAAGCUGCUCGGCUGCUGACGUACAACGCUGCUCGUCUGAAGGAAGCCGGCAGACCUUUUAUCAAGGAGGCCUGCAUGGCCAAGUACUUUUCUGCUGAAGUUGCAACCCUAACCACAUCCAAAUGCAUUGAGUGGAUGGGAGGCGUCGGUUUUACCAAAGACUACCCCAUUGAAAAAUAUUACAGAGACUGCAAAAUCGGAACUAUUUAUGAAGGAACAACGAACAUCCAGCUGUCCACCAUGGCCAAGUUCAUCGAUAAGGAGUUUGAGCAAUAAAACAUUGCAUGUUACUGUUACACUUAACACUUUAUUAGUAGACCUGCUUUUGUAUUUAAAUAGUUUUUUCUGAUCCUUGCUGAUAUACAUUUGUUCUAAAUGGUUUUGCAGAUAUCUAUUUUUAUUUUCCAAGUUUAGGAAGUACAUUGUUUUAAAAUAUUUUCCCUUAAAUUUUAUUUCUUGUUAACUCCACAGCUACAAGGCAGUAGCUGCUAUUUUGAGAUGAACUGUCCCAUUUUUUUAUUACCGUAGUAAAUAGAAAUGAUUUAAGAAAGUGUGAUUUAGUUUGUAAAGCAUACAUUUAUUUUUGGAGGAUGUCCUCUACAGUAUUCAUCAAAUCUUUCAGUGCCUUCAGAAAUUCAUCCAUCCUGGUGAUCUUUUUUGUUUUUUGCUCAAAGAUACUAUGAACUCCUGAUUUCAGCUUUUUGAAGGGUUAAUUCCCGCAGAUCCCACUAGAUGGCAGCACUUUCCUGAGUGACCACGGCGCUCUUGAGGAGCAGCUCCUUACUGAAAGGGCAGUCAAUUAUCAUGUCCUUUAACAUCCUGUCAGCUCUAAUGAUAUUUUAAAUCAGUUUAAUUACGCUGGUGCUUCUGAUGAAAAGAGCCGGCCCUGCAUAAUCCCCUCAUUGAUCAUUUGUACAGUCGAGGCUAAUUAAAUUCCCCAGGCCUGUGUAUUGCUGUAUAAAAUAAAGACGUAGCCACAUGA
Messenger RNA from Oryzias latipes (Japanese medaka), 2106 nucleotides. It is a transcript of the gene acadsb, whose product is annotated as acyl-CoA dehydrogenase short/branched chain. The record is from RefSeq and is a predicted model, not a curated record. Gene Ontology annotation, molecular function: flavin adenine dinucleotide binding; acyl-CoA dehydrogenase activity. Gene Ontology annotation, cellular component: mitochondrion. NCBI's taxonomy places the organism in Eukaryota, Metazoa, Chordata, Actinopteri, Beloniformes, Adrianichthyidae.